AUGAGCGAGCUUCAGGAACGAAUUGAAAGAACAAUGAGAAAGAUAGAAGAUUUUUACUUUGGAGAUGAAGGAGAUUCUGGUGAGCAGAUGCUAUCAAGUUUCGCUGAAAAAUACUCUCAUCUUUUCAAUCGUCACAUGAGGGCGACUGAAGUUGAAAACAGGCUUGAACAUACCUUGGCUUAUCAAGAAUUCCAAAACAUCUUUGAAGCCAAGCUAGAUGAAUUAGUUAGUUCUGAAGGCUGAACUGUUGACCAAUUUUUUUCAGAGCUUAAAGGGAGAGUAGAAGAAGAUGAAGAUUGCGCAGUUUUUGUGCAAGUUAUACUUUCAAUUUCGGAUUAUUCUAGUUUUGUCGAUAUGAUGGCGUCUUAUUGCAAGCAUCAUCGUAAAUAG
Molecule: messenger RNA, 390 nt
Organism: Blepharisma stoltei
Lineage: Eukaryota; Ciliophora; Heterotrichea; Heterotrichida; Blepharismidae
Source: the annotation of a GenBank genome assembly